Harmonia axyridis is the source of this 3797-nucleotide messenger RNA. It is a transcript of the gene vari, whose product is annotated as protein PALS2. The transcript has 9 exons. Gene Ontology annotation, cellular component: cell-cell junction; plasma membrane. NCBI's taxonomy places the organism in Eukaryota, Metazoa, Arthropoda, Insecta, Coleoptera, Coccinellidae. The record is from RefSeq and is a predicted model, not a curated record. The coding region runs from base 120 to 2036 and encodes 638 amino acids. Gene Ontology annotation, molecular function: protein binding.
CCUAGAGACGUCGCGACGUCUGAAUUUCUACAUCGAUCGUUUAAAGAACAAAUUUUCAAUCUUACGUCAUGUUCUCUUCUCGAUAAACAAGUGGUAGUGGCAGGGUGUUAGAUAUAGGCAUGGGGUGGAUAAGUAAGGAAGAUAUUUCUGGAGACAAAGGGAAGUUAUUGGAUGGCAAAGAUGAGAGCAAUUUAUGUCAGAAUGAAAUAGAAGAUGAUGCCUUAAACCAUGUAAGAAAAAACUUAACAGAAGCAAAUUGUACCGAUGGCAUGGCUGAAAAUGAUUUGAUAUUUUUAAAAGGACUUAUGGAUAGUCCUAUAUUGAGAAACAUCGUGAAGGUACAAGAUCGUCUAGGAGAACCUCCUUGUAUUCCAAAGCCGGCAUCAACAAAAACCAAGGAACUCUUCAAAGAACUCCUGAUUCGAUGUAAUAUCUCCAGGACUCGUGAAGCCAGAGAAUUAUCAUCUAUACUCAAUCACCCUCACUUCAAAGCCCUCCUAGAAAUUCACGAUGAAGUAGCAGAAUGUGUAUCAGAUCCUGAGAGCCAUCAGAAAAAGAAAGAACUUGAGAGGAAUCUAGUGGAAACUCCAUCUGAAAUCAAAGAAAUAACAGGCGAGAUGAUGCGAAUGGUUGGAAUCAGGAAGAAGGGCAAUGAACCCCUUGGCCUCACGAUACAAGUAAAUGAAAACGAAAACCUUGUUAUAGCAAGGAUAAUAGAGGGAGGCAUGAUAGAGAAGCAGGGUCUCUUACACGUUGGUGAUGUUAUAUUAGAAGUAAAUGGAAUACCUGUGAAAACACCCGAAGAUCUACAAAGUGAAAUAGUGAAAAGUAAUGACUCCGUAACCUUAAAAGUUGGCCAAAGCAGUCCAGAAACUCAUGCAGCUCUAGUGAAUUCAAACGGAUACAAAAAUGGAACCCUGAAGAGAUCCACGUGCUUCAUGAGAGCUCUGUUCGAGUACGACCCCAAAGAAGACACUCUACUACCCUGCAAAGAAAUAGGUUUGGGCUUCGACAGAGGGGACAUACUUCAGAUCGUCGACCAAAGAGAUCCAAACUGGUGGCAGGCUAAAAGAGUUGACGGAGAUGGCACCACUGGUCUCAUCCCCUCCUUGGAGUUGGAGGAGAGAAGAAAGGCCUUCGUACCUCCCGAGGCCGAUUUCGUGCACAAGAUCAGCAUAUGCGGUGCCAGGAUAUCCAAGAGGAAGAAGAAGAUCAUCUACAAAUCGAAGAGCAACGGCGAUUUCGACAAGGCUGACCUGUUGUUAUAUGAAGAAGUGACGCGAAUGCCACCGUUCAAGAGAAAAACGUUGUGUUUGAUAGGCGCGCAGGGUGUUGGGAAGAGGACGUUGAAAAAUAGACUGAUUAACAGUGAUCCAGAUAAGUUCGGAGGAGUGAUACCUCAUACUUCCAGACCGCCAAGAGUAUUGGAAGAAAACGGCCAAAGUUACUGGUUCAUAGAUAGGGAAACAAUGGAAGAAGAUAUCAAAAACAAUAAGUUCUUAGAAUAUGGCGAAUACAAUGGUCAUUUGUACGGUACGCAUUUGGAUUCGAUUAGAGACAUUAUCAAACAGGGCAGAAUGUGCAUCCUCGAUUGCAGUCCCCUCGCUCUGAAAAUUCUGCACAACAGUUCGGAGUUUUUACCUUACGUUAUCUUCAUAGCUGCCCCUGGGAUGGAACAGUUGAAGAAUUUGUACGAUGCGGCAACGAUAGGCAGGAGUACUACGAGUUUAAGAUAUUCUAGUCGAAAUCUCUCCUCGAGAAAUUUAUCAAGCAGAAAUUUAUCGUUCGAUCGACAGUCUUCAAUAAGACAUAGUUCAAGAAGGGCCAGAACUUUGGAAUCGCUUGCAUCGUUAUAUGAGGAAGAAGAUUUAAGAAAAUCUCUUGAAGAGAGUGCAAGUAUGCAAAGAACAUUCGACAAGUACAUCAAUCAAGUAAUUGUUAAUAAUGAUUUCGAUAUAACAUUCCGCCAAAUCGUUGAAGCCCUUGAUACCUUGACAAUCGAGCAUCAAUGGGUGCCUGUUAAUUGGAUAUACUAAAAAAUUUCAAUUUUAGCUUGCUCUCCGCAAAAAUGCAGGCUUGCCUUAAAAAUCGCUACUAAAUAGGCUGUAGUUAAGAUAGUCAUAAUGUAUUAAUAUUGAUAUUGAAGAAAAAUUUUUAUUAUUAUAAAAGGUCUAUUCUGCUAAGGAUUUGACGUACUGCCUUAUAAAUGUGCUUAAUUUUAUGUAUUACAAUUGUAUAAACUAAAUAAUACUGACCUAUGUAUGUCUAACUAUAUUAGUAGGUAAGUUUAAUAUUCAUAAAAAUUUUAAUUUUUUCAAUCAUUCGUUCGUCUUUUCCUUUUGUGAGUUCACUGAUGUAUCAGAUAUAACAAGAAUAUUAUUCUAUAUUUUAAAAUUUCGCCGAACUUUUUCAUGAAGAAUUGUGUCAUACAGUGUUUAUAUGAUAAAAUAACAAGUUCUAUAUAAUCCACUUAUAUUUUCAAUUUUAUAUGAUGUAAAAAUAAAUUCAAUUAAGUAUUUGAAAAAUUAUCGUUGUACGGGUUGAAAACUGUAAUUUGAUAUCAUUGAAUUCAUACCCAAUAUUUAUCUGUAAUUAAUAUAUCGAAAAUAUUUAGAUAUAUACUUUUAAGUUUAAUUUUUUUUUGAGUUGACUAUUCAAUGAAAGGGAAUUUGUAUAUAUGACCUAUUUGAACAUGAGGGAUCGUCACUAAUAGCAGCUAAAUAUCAUAUUUGAGAACCGUCGAGGUUCUCCAAAUGUGAUUGUACAUAGUAGAUUUAAUGUUAAAUAGUUUUUAAGACAUAUUUCUGAAUGUUUUAUCAGUGCAAACCUCUUCACUGAAACUUCACAACAUAUAUUGAAUAUUGAAGAUAAUGUAGCAUAGUACAAAUUCAUCACAUCGAAAAUAUUUUCUGAAUUUUGUUUACAUUUAGGUUUGAAAUAGUACUUAUACCUAUAUAUUUAUAUUGUUUCAUUGUAUAUGUAUUCUUCUUUGUAAUGUUCAUUUUUAAUUUUUGUUGUUGUUUAUGUAGAAUGAUUUACUUUAUCCAAAGUAAAUAUUCGAAAAUGUGGAAAAAAGCCGUACUAAAAGUAGAAAUAGUAGACAACCGAAUUUAAAAAAAUUUGGUGCUACUACGUAGUAUUAUAUAAUAAGGAAAUAUAUAAAUUGUAAGAUGAAAUACCUGCACAAUCAUAAGAUUUCAAACGAUAUUAUAUAAAAAUUUAAAAAUAUUAUAUGUCAAGCGUUAUAUUUUAAGUAUUUGGUAUUAUCACGAAUAUAUUUUUGCAGCUUGUAAAAAUUUCAAAAUAACAACAUACAAUUAUUCUAUUGAAGUAAAUAUAUUGAAAUGAUUCUGUGAAAAACUCGUACUUCUUAGGUCAAUCGGAGAAAAAUAUGUAGUAACGUUGAAUUUUUAAUCAUAUUGACGAGUUUUGUCAAUUAUACGAAUGUAAAAAUGCCUUCUCAUUAUAAAUAUUGUAUAAUUGAACUGGAAUUGCAUAGCGAUAGAACCCAAUGUGUAUAUUGAUUUUUUUUGCUACAGCUUUACAUACUUGUAGUUUUAUAAGAAUCGCAUCACUUAUUAUGUUUAUUUCAUAUAAAUUUUAUUUUUAAUUUUAAGACAAUGUUUAUUUUUUAAGUUGUAUAUUUUUCAUAAGCCUUAUUUGAAGCCGUCCAAUAUGUUCAGGGAUUAAGUUUUUAAACUCUCUGUUAACAUUGUAUUAUACCUUUAUUUUGUAUUAUUUUAUUUUUACGUAUCAGCAAAUAAUUUUUGAUUAAAUUUUGUUAUAUUUGAAAUAUA